Neoarthrinium moseri is the source of this 1371-nucleotide messenger RNA. RefSeq lists its product as uncharacterized. NCBI's taxonomy places the organism in Eukaryota, Fungi, Ascomycota, Sordariomycetes, Amphisphaeriales, Apiosporaceae. Bases 1 to 1371 code for a protein of 456 amino acids. The transcript has a single exon. Gene Ontology annotation, molecular function: nucleosome binding; histone binding. The record is from RefSeq and is a predicted model, not a curated record.
AUGUCGAACGGACUAGACACCGAGACACUCGGCGCCGUCUUUGCCUCGAGACCCGACAUCCUGCAAGAUAUCCGAAAGGCUGCCGAUUCGCCAGCCCGCAUAAAGCUCUUCAACAACAUUGCCAGCUUCAUUCAAGAGCAGACUGGCGGCUCAGCCUCAGAACCAUCACUCAAGCGCCGACGAGUCGAUAUCGAACCCAGCAAGAAUAGCCCUGCGCCCAAUGGUGCUUCGACUAGCUCCGAGCCCGUCGACGUCGCAAGCGAGAAGACCCUAUUAGAGAUCAAGGACAUCUCGGUCUCGAUCCCGCAACGUAAAAAAUUCGACUUGUGUUUCACGGCGCAGCACAUAUAUGCGAGAGCGCCGAAUACGACCGCCCCCUUACAAGGCAUCACAUACGCCUGGAAAGACAUCGAGCACGCCUUCUACCUCCCCGUGCCCGAGAAGGCGCAGGUUCAAUUCAACUACAUCCUUCUUCCGCGCGGCUCUGCGCUCUCCGCGCUGUCCAAGAACGCCGCACCAGCCGAGGCCGAGCCUCUCGUCUUCACCAUCCCGGCCAGCGCCCCCAAACCUGGAUCAAUCGGUGGCCCGAAUGCGGCCGCCGCAUCUGCGGUGGCAGACACCUACAGCACACUGUUCCACUGGGCCAUCAAUAAGUGCCUGCAGGCAGCGUCCCAGAAUGUGCAGAUUACCGCCGCCGACCCUGCCAAGUUUCACAGCGUCAUCCGGCAGGCACACCGGCCCAAGGACAAGGCUGUCCACGUCGCAGCUCACAGAGGGUCUAAGGAUGGCUACCUGUUUUUCCUCGAGAACGGCAUCCUGUGGGGCUUCAAGAAGCCGCUGUUGUUCAUACCUAUAGAUCGCAUUACGGCAAUCAGCUACACGAGCGUGCUACAGCGGACGUUCAACAUGGUGGUAGAGGUGUUCACGAACGAGGGGGGCGACGCCGAGGCUACGGAGGAGGUUGAGUUCUCCAUGCUGGACCAGGAGGAUUACGGAGGGAUCAACGAAAACUACGUGAUGCGGAAGGGUCUCCAGGAUAGAAGUCUGGCAGACCAGCGCAAAGCCAAGAAGGAGCUGGCCGAGAACGCCAAGGGCAAGAAGGGCGAUGCGGCGAACGGAGAUGCGAACGGAGAUGCUGAGGAUGACGGCCUCACCGAGUUGCAGCGUGCCGAACAGCAGCUCGAGGACGAGGAAGACGAAGACGAAGAGGAUUACGAUCCCGGUUCCGAGGGAGAAAGCGAAGGCUCUGGCUCAGAUUCGGAUGACGAUGAUGACGAUGACGACGAAGAAGAUGAAGAUGGGGCAGGCGAUGAGGAAAUGGACGACGAUGAGGCCGCCGAUGGUGAACCUGGCGAGGAGGGCGAGGAAUAA